UACUGUGUUCUUAUAGGUGAAGAUGCUGGAAGCAGAUCUGGUUUCAAAAAUGCUGCGAGCUGUUCUACAGUCUCAUAAAAACGGAAUGGCAUUACCCCGGCUCCAAGGAGAGUACAGAUCCUUGACUGGAGACUGGAUCCCCUUCAAGCAGUUAGGCUCCCCUACACUAGAAGCCUAUCUGAGAAGUGUGCCCGGAGUUGUCAGGAUAGAGACUAGUAGAUCUGGAGAGAUUACCUGCUAUGCUGUGGCCUGCACAGAAACUGCAAGAAUUGCUCAGCUUGUGGCUCGUCAGAGGAGUUCUAAAAGGAAAACUAGGUGGCAAGUUAAUUGUCAGAUGAGAGUUAAGAAAACCAUGCCCUUUUUUCUAGAAGGAAAACCAAAAGCAACCCUCAGACAACCAGGAUUUUCUUCAGACUUUUCUAUCAGCAAAAAACCUAAUCCAACACUGUUAAGAGACAAAGGAAACUCUCUUGGAGUUAAGUCUGAUGCUGAAAUGCCGCCUUACGCAUUACACACAACUGCUGGAAGUGAAGUAUUCAAAGAUGCUCCAGUGCCGAGGCAUGUGACCAUGUCUGCCAACAACAGGUUUAGCCCAAAGGCGUCUCUUCCACCACCUUUUCAGAUGCAUCUCUCAAGAACCUGUACUGAGGAAAUGAGUGAUAAUUUAAAUCAGACUGUUGAAAAACCAAAUGUCAUGCCUCCUGCCUCUUAA
Molecule: messenger RNA, 712 nt
Organism: Ceratotherium simum simum (southern white rhinoceros)
Lineage: Eukaryota; Metazoa; Chordata; Mammalia; Perissodactyla; Rhinocerotidae
Source: RefSeq, a predicted model, not a curated record